UCACAACAAGGCGGCUGCAUCUACAAAGACUCAGCAGAACCCAGAAAACACAAGACACAGGAAGAAGACGUGAUGAGAUGGAGGAGGAGGACAAUGAAGACACAACAGAUGGAGAACAGUCUAAACUCAUGUCUGCAGUCCCAUCUGUGACAAAUGAUAAAGAUACGUUGACAGAGAAUUUAGCUGAAACCAAAGUGAAGUGUGAUUUAGUAAAUGAGGCUGAACACUCAGAGAACAAUGAUGUAACCAAGUCUGAAGCCAAGUCUUCUGCAACCAAUGACAGAGGCUUUGACACUUCAACAGGAGCGGCUGACCAAGUGAAAGACAUCCAAACUAAAGGAAGCAGUGAAAUUAGUGAGCAGAGAAGUGAAACACUGGAGGACACAAGUACAACACCUCAGACUGCUUCAACUGGUAGCAAAGAAAUCAUACCUGAACUCACAAUUGUGUUAAUUGGCGAAACAAAUUCCAUUGAGAUUGGAUCAAAAAACCUCUUAGUUGACCAUGAUGAGCAAACAAAUGUGGAACAGUUUUCACCCAAACUGUAUGAUUUGUGUGGUCAACACAUCUCUGUCAUCAACAGGCUUGGUCUUCAAAACAUUGGCAAAUUCCCCUUAAAACAGGAAAUUCAUGCAUUUCUCUUACUGUUACCAAAUGGUCAGCAUGACAGCCAUUACACUAGAGGAGUGCAGUGGUUAGAAAAAUAA
This is a messenger RNA of Centropristis striata (black sea bass), 707 nucleotides long. RefSeq lists its product as uncharacterized. The record is from RefSeq and is a predicted model, not a curated record. Bases 78 to 707 code for a protein of 209 amino acids. Lineage: Eukaryota; Metazoa; Chordata; Actinopteri; Perciformes; Serranidae. The transcript is spliced from 6 exons.